GGUUGCCCAGGUAACAAGGGACGCGGGGAGAGCUGGCGUCUCAAGUGGGUUUGGCGGGUCUGCUGUAGCUCCUCCUCCCCCUUGCAUACCGGGGAGGCUGUGGGAGCCAGCCGUGCGCUCGGGAGCGGGUCUUUAGCCGGGAAAGCAGGGCUCUCAAGCCGCUCUGGGCUCAGCCAAUGAGAAGCUGGGGGUGUGGCUGAGGGAACGCGUAGGUCUGGUACUUAGGGCCUGGUGGCGUGUGGGGUCUGGCCUCGUCAGCACUCCCUUGCGCUUUGGUCCACCCUGCAGCACCCGGGAGUCGUAGAGCAGCCAACUGGCUGCAUCAUGGUGACCCCCUGCCCCACCAGCCCCGCGAGCCCCGCCACCCGGGCUGGGAGGCGUGACGACCAGAACCUCCGUGCCCCGGUGAAGAAGAGUAGGCGACCACGCCUCCGGAGGAAGCAGCCUCUACAGGCGCUGAACCCGUGCCUGCUCCCGGGAGACUCCGGUGUUUGCGAUCUGUUCGAGUCCCCGAGCUCCGGCUCGGAUGCCGCAGACAGCCCCGCGCCGUCCACGGCGCCACGCUGCAACUCCUUACCUGGUCCUGCCCAGCAGCUGGUGCAGCUAGAUCUACAGACCUUCCGCGACUACGGUCAGACCUGCUACACUUUCCUCAAGGCACGGGAGAACCACUUCCACCCGCGGGAGUCGCUGGCGCGCAGCCAGCAGGUGACGGCGGAAUCCCGCUGUAAGCUGCUCAGCUGGCUGAUUCCCGUACACCGCCAGUUCGGCCUCUCCUUCGAGUCUCUGUGUCUGACGGUGAACACUCUGGACCGCUUCCUUAUUACCACGCCUGUGGCUGCAGACUGCUUCCAGCUGCUCGGCGUCACGUCCCUCCUCAUUGCUUGCAAACAGGUGGAGGUGCACCCGCCGCGCGUGAAGCAGCUCCUGGCCCUGUGCUGUGGUGCCUUCUCCCGGCAGCAGCUCUGCAACCUUGAGUGCAUCGUGCUGCACAAACUGCACUUCAGCCUGGGCGCACCGACCAUCAGCUUCUUCCUGGAGCAUUUCACGCACGCACGCGUGGAGGCCGGGCAGGCUGAGGCCUCCGAAGCCCUGGAGGCGCAAGCCCUGGCACGCGGGGUGGCGGAGCUGAGCCUGGCUGACUACUCUUUCACCAGCUACACUCCCUCACUGCUGGCCAUCUGUUGCCUGGCGCUGGCCGACCGUAUGCUGCAGCUUCCGCACCCGCUGGACUUGGGCCUGGGUGGGCACCCUGAGGAGGCAUUGCAGGACUGCCUGGGCAAGCUGCAGCUACUGGUGGCCAUAAACGGAACCUCCCUGACUCACAUGCUGCCCCGCCAGAUCUGUGAGAAGUGCAGCCUGGCCCUGAGUUUGAAAUAAAGUAGAUCCUUGGUCUCCUUUAUAUCCCCUGGCCUGGCAGCUAGACCUCUCCAUUGCUUUGUAAGAGUGCAGUACUGGCCCACAGAGAAGGGGCCAGGGCUCCCACCCUGUCAUCAAGUCAUCCUGGAGGUUGUAAAUAGUGUCUCUAUUUAUUUUGCUGAAAGCACGCAAGAAAAGAACUAUCUUUCCCCCUCAAAACAGGCUGACUGUCAUGGUUCAUGUGAAUGCUGCUAUUGUGAGCAUUUGUCCGAGGAGAGGGAAGGUGAAGCCAAGACAGUCCAGAAAUAGAGGCGGUCACUUGCUAUCUAGGGGUCCUUCCUCCCUCAGGGCAUCUCUCUUUGAAAACACCAGGUCCAGAGAGGUUCCUGUAGCCCAAGGUUCCGGUUAUGAGCCAAGUCAGGAUCACUUGUUGGCCUGUAACCCAUUAACCUCUUGUUAGGAGGCUGAGGACUGCUCAUCCUAGAAUUUUAAAGGGCACAGUGGGGUUGUGAGGCCCUUGCUGUCUAGAGGGGACUGGGGGCACAUGCAGAUGAUGCCAGGCUAGGAAGCUGUGGCCCUCUAGCUAUGGCAAGCAAGAGCUAUGCCCACAACUGCCAGAUGCAGAAAAUUCGGAAGGUUUUGCAGGCAGUUAUGGCCAUUGCAAAUUGACUCCAUUUAUCCUACAAUCACAUGGUUUGAACAGUUCUCACUUGUCUUAACGCCACCUAUGUGUGAGCCCACAGUACCAGUAGUAAACGUGGCUGUCGUUGAGUGGUUAUCUGCACCAGGCACUGUGUCCAGCACUCCUUAUUUCAAUCCUUCAACAAUUUUAUGAGGCAGAGUCUACUAGCCCAUUUUUAAGAGAAGGGCACUGAGUCACAGAGAAGUUAAACAGUGGAGCAGCCAGGAUUUGAAGGCAGGUGAUCUGAAUCCAGAGUCCCACCCUUUGCCACAAUGCUUAAUUUCCCCCUCUUACAGAUUUCUGGAAGUGCUCAAAAACCUACCCGAGGUAGGUGUGGUGAUCUACAAAGUGCCAUCCAUUCAACAGGGACAAUAGAGAACAUAUUUGGAGAGCCAGUAAAGUCCCCACCUCCAGUCAUGUUACAGGAGUCAUUUUACAGAUGGGGGAAAAAAAAAGACAUGGGACAGAGGCAUGCUGGAGUUCUGUGACUCCACAGCUGUCCCAUCUUUAUUCUCAUUGUUGUGGAUCUGCUGUAGGCCCUGAAUCUUUCACUUCCAGCAUUUUUUUUUUAAACUCUCUGAGUCCAACAGCCAAGUAAUACCAGUGCUGUUACGAAGCUUAAAAGAGAUUGUGAGGUGGUAUCAAGUAGUGAUUAAACACAUGGGCUCUGGAAUCAAUUUCCUGGGAGACCUUAACAAGUCAUAUAUCUAUGCCUAAGUCCUUCCUGUAAAAAUGGGAAUAACAUUAGCACUUACCUUCUAGUGUUGAGGUAUGGAUUUAAUGAGAUGGUCUCUACAAAAUCCUUAAUACAUAUUCUAUCCAGCACAUAGCAAGUCUUCAAGAAGGCUGGUGGCAGCCUGCACAAUGAUGGGGAGGGGUUACACAGGAAAAAACUUGGUGAAAAAAGAGAUAAAUACAGGAAAAUGUUAACAAUGUUAUGGUUGUUCACUGUACUUUUUCAAAUUUUCUGUAUUGUUGAAAAAUAAUAAAGUAGUCAAACUCA
This is a messenger RNA of Phacochoerus africanus (Common warthog), 3044 nucleotides long. RefSeq names its product cyclin O (gene CCNO). NCBI's taxonomy places the organism in Eukaryota, Metazoa, Chordata, Mammalia, Artiodactyla, Suidae. Gene Ontology annotation, molecular function: cyclin-dependent protein serine/threonine kinase regulator activity. Gene Ontology annotation, biological process: regulation of cyclin-dependent protein serine/threonine kinase activity; mitotic cell cycle phase transition. Gene Ontology annotation, cellular component: nucleus; centrosome; cytoplasm. Bases 325 to 1380 code for a protein of 351 amino acids. The record is from RefSeq and is a predicted model, not a curated record. The transcript has 3 exons.